CCCACUACAAAGAUGGAGGACGACAUGUCAGAUUUUAGCAGACCUCAAAUGUAUUUGUUUGGUUGCACUCUGAGGUCGGAUAAACGGGAGUUUAAAGUUGACCUGGAUGACGAAGAUACAGAACAACAGCUGUCACUCAAAGCAGUGUGUCUGGGGGCUGAAGCGGAGGACAAAUUCCACGUGGUGGAAGUCGAAGGGAUCGCAUAUGAUGCAAAAACCUCUAAAGUACCGAUAGCUGUCCUGAAACCAUCUGUCCUGCCGUCUAUGAAUUUAGGAGGGUUUGAGAUCACUCCCCCUGUUACCUUUCGUCUUGUCUCUGGUUCUGGUCCAGUUCACAUUAGUGGACAACAUUUUGUCAGUGUAAAAGGCUCAGAGGAUGAGGAGGAGGAGAACAACACAUCUCCAGUGAAACGGCCUGCAAACCAGCCCUUACUGAAGAAGACUCCGCAGAAAAAAUUUAAAAUAGAUUCUGAUGACGAGGAUGAUGAUGAUGACGAUGAAGAGGACAGUGAUGAAGAUGAAGAUGAUGAUGAUGAGAGUGAUGAAGAGGAUGUGAAGCCACAAAAGAAUGUGGCAAAAGCACUUCAAAAAAGCCCAGAGUUGAUUCCUAAAAAGCCCAACAAGACACCUGUGAAACAAAAUGGACCUGCAGAAAAAUCCUCUGGACCAGCAGCGAAACCCCAGAUUAAGACUCCUGGAAAACACAAAUCACAAGCAGGGCCGCCUAAGACAUUUACUCUGCCUGACAUCAAGAACAAGUUAUCAUCAGCAGCCAAGGAGGGAAAACCACUCCCGAAGACGGAGCAGAAGUUUGAGAAUUUUGUGAGGACGUCCUACAAAGUCACUGACAAGAAAGUGGUCAAGGAUCUCUGGAGUUUUCUGCAAACACUGAAGACUGAGAAGAAGUAACGAGCUUUUAUCAGGAAGAAUUUCUAGGCUUUUCUAAAGGCACAGUCUGCAAUGUUUCCUGCUUAACACAGAUAAAGACUACAGUCAUGAGGAUUGCAGAUAUUUAGUUAAGGUUGCUGCAAAGAUAAACAAUUAUGUUCUUUUUUUUGGGUUGCAAAGCACAUACCAUGUUUGUUCAUGCAUUCAUUUGUUGGUUGACAUUUUGCUGAAAUCUUUUGAUAGGUAAGCUGAUCCAGAGCUCCUAUCGAGAUGCAAAGUGGAUUUGGUUGAGCAUCUCAUCAUGAAAAACGUACGUUUCUAACAUUUAACAGGCAACAAAUCCCACCUGCCCCGGGGAUGAAUUAUGUAAAGCAUAAUCUAAUUUCAAAGAUGAUGUUUAGAGAACAUAAAGGCAACAACUAAUUAAUUUCAUUCAUUUCAGGACUCACUACGUCAAAUACGCAGUAAAUUAGUGCAGCAUACAGUGCUAGAGCAAUCAGCAGGUCCAGAACAGCUUGGUUUGGAUCUCUGACACCAUGUGUCCUUCCUUAGUAAAUGAUACAAAUGGAAAAAUUGCACAUUGUGCCUUUUAAAUGCUUCAUUUGCAGCCAGAGCGACAUCUCUGAGUCUUAUUUUUGUGAAUGAGUAGUUUUCAUUCAUGCUAAAGACAUUUUCUAUCAAUUGUUCACUGACAGCUCAUGUCUUUUGUUUUUUAUCAUGCUUAUUUGAUUUUAUCGAGGAAUAUGUUUUUAGAUCUUACAAACAUAUUGUAGUAGUUUUACUUUUUAAAUGUAUCCAUCUAGCUAAAGCAAAGUCCACUGCUUUUUAAAUGAUCUCUCUACUAACCCAAAGGAUUAUCAUUUGAUCCAUACUCAAAACGAUCAAAAACUGUAAUGUGAAAAAUGAGUAAUGCCAGAACUUAUAAAAUCUGUAGAUCUGCAGUAAUGUGUGCAGCUCAUAUCUAAUAAACAGUUGAGAAGCUUGUUUCAAGAUGUUUUCAGCAGAAGUCAAUUUGACAUUUCUUUGUUUAUCCUUCAUAAUUUUUUGUACUUUAAUAUUAAUCCUGAAUACAUGUCAAAACAAUUGUUUUGGUUGAUUAUCAUUUAUUGCAAAAAAAAUAAAAAAUAUGCUACCCAAGGCAGUAACCAGAAGUUCAGCCAGUGUUUAAUGGAUAUCAGAAUAAGCAAAAUUUUUUAGAUAAUUUUAUGAAGAUAUAUUGAGGCAGUAUAAAUCCAGAAUAUUCUCCUGUCAAAUAUGCCAGUGUAAUAAUAAUUCUGUGAUCUUGUAUAAUUCAAAUGUCUGUGAAAGGUUUUGGUUUCAGUUGAAUAUUUUGUAGUUAGUGAUGUUUUCAACUGGUCAGUGUCAUUUACAUGACUUUGAUAACUUACCCAAAGCCAGGAUCAGAUGUUUCCUUGUGCUUAGUUGGAAAACUCGUAUUACUGUUUUUAAUUAAGCUCAUCAAAUCUUUUCUGUACAUAAAUCUCUUACUUUUAUUUGCAUAUUUGGCAGCUGAACAGUUUUGUUCUCCUAUUUUCCCCAAAGCUUUCCAAAAAGAUUCAUAAAUCUUGAUAGUGUUCUUUAUUUCAAGUUAUGUUGCAGUUUCAUUUGAAAGUGUUUAGUGUAAGCUCUUCUUUUUUUUUUUUUGGCUGUCCUUUUCACCUCUAAUCUGUCACGUUUUGAUUUUUAUGAUUAUGAUUAUUUUUGAGUGAUGCUGGAAUAUGUUCAAAUAAACACAGAGGUUUUUCUCAAUA
Poeciliopsis prolifica (blackstripe livebearer) is the source of this 2639-nucleotide messenger RNA. RefSeq names its product nucleophosmin-like. The transcript is spliced from 11 exons. Gene Ontology annotation, biological process: ribosomal large subunit biogenesis; ribosomal small subunit export from nucleus; ribosomal small subunit biogenesis. Gene Ontology annotation, molecular function: chromatin binding; histone binding; RNA binding. Gene Ontology annotation, cellular component: nucleolus; ribonucleoprotein complex; nucleoplasm. Lineage: Eukaryota; Metazoa; Chordata; Actinopteri; Cyprinodontiformes; Poeciliidae. The coding region runs from base 13 to 909 and encodes 298 amino acids. The record is from RefSeq and is a predicted model, not a curated record.